Molecule: messenger RNA, 2932 nt
Organism: Dichomitus squalens LYAD-421 SS1
Lineage: Eukaryota; Fungi; Basidiomycota; Agaricomycetes; Polyporales; Polyporaceae
Product: 20S proteasome subunit
Exons: 13
Coding region: 12-803 (263 amino acids)
Biological process (GO): ubiquitin-dependent protein catabolic process
Cellular component (GO): nucleus; proteasome core complex, alpha-subunit complex; proteasome core complex
Source: RefSeq, a predicted model, not a curated record
CCCCACUCAACAUGUCCAGGACCUCUUACGACAGAUAUCUUACUGUAUUCUCCCCGGAGGGUCGGUUGUACCAAGUAGAAUAUGCGUUCAAGGCUAUCUCAGGGUCUGGACAUACCGCUAUUGCUGUAAGAGGAAAGGAUACCGCGGUUGUCAUCACGCAGAAGAAGGUUCCCGACAAGCUGCUCGAUGCUGACACCGUCACCCACUUGUUCAGCAUCACGCCCACAAUCGGCUGUGUCAUGACUGGUCUCAUUGCCGAUGCCCGUGCACAAGUCAUGCGGGCACGAUCAGAAGCCGCUGACUUCCGUUACAAGUACGGCUAUGAGAUCACCCCAGACGCGCUCGCCCGGCGCAUGGCCAACAUCAACCAAGUAUAUACGCAGCGAGCAGCUAUGCGGCCACUUGGUAUCGCGAUGAUCCUCAUUGGGAGCGACCCCGAGUUUGGCCCACAAUGCUUCAAGCUGGACCCUGCCGGGUACUUCGUCGGCUUCCACGCAACAGCGGCCGGUCAGAAACAGCAGGAAGCGAUGAACCACCUCGAGAAGAAGUGGAAGAAGCUCGACUCCGGUCGCGGUGCUGACGAUGCUGUCAAGGCGGGCAAGACGCUCUCGCGCGCCGAGGUCAUCGAGAUGGCUAUCGAGGCUAUUUCUACUGUCCAUGCCACUGACUUCAAGCCCGAUGAGGUUGAGAUUGGCAUUGUUUCAGAGGGUGAUGAGGAGAACCCUAAGACGCGAGGACAGUGGCGAGUCAUGGAUACGGCAGAGAUCGAGCGACACCUGCUGGCGUACGCGGAGAAAGACUAAGCGUGUAUGUAUUACUCUGGACUUCACGGUUGCAACGACGCAUCAUUCUUCUACGACCGUGUGCGCGUCCGAGUUUGAGGGAUAGCAUGACGAUGUGAACAUAGCACCCGAGAAGCAAAUAUUCCUAGUCAUUGCACUAGCUGCAGUAAUGGUACAUUUUGGAUCGGCAGUCGUGCUGGCUGGCCGAAGGGGAGCACGGGGCAACAAGAAUGGUGGAAGCAAGCAAAGUCCUAGCUACGUCAUAAAAACAGCAUGAAGAGACGAAAGCAUAUAAGACAUAAAUGGCCAUGGACCCGGAACGUAGGCUCAGAAGGUCAUCUUCUUGCCUUGGGGCUCAGCAAUAGCCCCUGUGCGGGCACCGCCGCGACCACCACGUCCGCCUCCACGACCACCACGAUCACCGAAGCCCCCACGACCGCCACGACCACCACGACCACCGCGGUCACCAAAGCCACCACGGCCGCCGCGACCACCCCCACGACCCCCACGGUCACCGAAACCACGUCCGCCACCGCGACCACCACCGCGGCCUCCGCCAUUGUUGUCUCUGGGCUGGCUGUAGUCGAGACGUACGGGACGGCCGUCGAUUUCGGUGCCCGAGACACCCUCGUACGCCUUCUUCGCAGCCUCGAUGUCCGUGAACUCGACGUAGCCGAAGCCCUUGGGCUUGCCCGUCUCAGGGUUCGUGGGGAGCCGCACGCUCUUCACGUCACCGUACGAGCCGAAUACCUCCCAUAGGCCGUCCUCGGUCGAGUCCCAGCUGAGGUUGCCGACGAAGAGAACCGCGGAGGGCUCGUUGGGUGUGUCCCCGAACUUCUCCGCGCGGCUCUGGCGAACGGCGGUCUUGUCCUUGUCCUCAGACUUGUCUACGUUGAUCGGGCGACCGUCGAUCUCCUUGCCCGAAAGCUUGAGGGCGGCCUCGACGGCCUCGGUCGUCGCGAACGUGACGUAGCCGAAUCCGCGCGAGCGACCGGUGUUGCGGUCCAUCUGGACGCGCGCGGAGACGACCUCACCGCACUCCGCGAACUCUUGUGCCAGCCAGUCGUUGUCGACAUUCCAGGACAGGCGGCCUACGAAGACGGUUUUAGUCUCGGACCCGCCUUCGGCAGGCGCCGCGUCGCCAUUAGCGAUCUUGACCUUUUUGGUGGGCGCGGGUGCGUCCUCCUCGGCUUUGCGCUUGCCCUUAGCAGCAGGAGCCUUGGUAGCAUCGGCCAUCUCCACAUCCUCAGACUCUUCGUCAGAAUCCUCAGAAGAAUCCUCGUCGGACGACGACUCAUCCUUCUUGGACUUAUCCUUCUUCGCGGGGGCUGCUGCCUUCUUAGCCUUGGGAACUUCCUCCUCUUCAGACGAGUCCGACCCAUCAGAGUCGCUCUCACCGCUGCUAGAGUCGGCCUUCUUCGCAGGGGCAGCCUUCUUCGCGCUCGCGGGGGUCGUCUUCGCCUUCGCGGGGGCCUCAUCCUCGGAGGAGCUCUCGGAAGAUUCGUCGGAUGAUGAGGAAGCCGUCUUCUUGGGUGUCGCCUUUACUUGCGCGGCCUUGGGCUUCUCGUCGUCGGAAGACUCCUCUGAGCUCGAACUCGAGGGUGCUGCAGCCUUCUUAGCAUUAGCGGCUUUAGGAAUAGCAGCAGGCUUCUUGGCAGACUCGGAUUCCGACUCAGAUUCUGACGACUCGUCGCUGGAGCUGGAGCCCUUGGCAGUGGGUUUUGCAGCCGCUUUUGGUGUGAGCUUAGCCUUGCCGUUAGUAGCAGGAGCGUCGCUCUCCGAAUCAGAGUCGGAGCUCUCAGAGCUGGACUCCUUGGCCUUGGUAGCGGCCUUAGCCACGCCGUUGGCCUUCGCCUUGGGCUUCUCAUCCUCAGAGUCGGACUCGGACGACUCCUCGCUGCUGCUCUCUGCCUUCUUCCCCUUCGACUUCUUCUUCUUUUCCUGCUCCUUAGCCUUAGCCAGGAUCUCCUUAGAGGAGAUAGGCUUAGCAGCAGCCUUGGCGGGAGCAGGCGCAGCAGCCUUCUUCGCGGGGGUGGAGGCCUUGGCCUUUUUGUCAGCCUUCUUGUCUGCUGCCUUGGCCAUUGCGGACGAUGUAGGGAAUGUCGAGUGAAAUGGGCAGAGAGGCAGGAGCAGAGAGAGCGGUUGAGAAC